AUGGAAGCGAAGAAUUCAAACUGGAAGACGCCAUGCUAUGAAAAGCUGCAGGAACUGAUAAAGAAGUGGUUUAGUGCAUCAGAUAAUCAAAUUCCAAUUGGCCUUAUUGAAGAUACCAUGAGUCAUGAGUUGUACAACGCUGUUCCCACUCCUACGGGUGAUUCUUUGCUUCAUGUUGCGGCUGAAUAUGGGAGAGAAAGGAUCGUAGAGCUGCUUGUCGAUAACAAUUUUUCGCUAGUAGUGACAAACAAUAGGAAAGAUACUGCGAUUCAUGUUGCCGCAAGAGCUAAAAAUAUUGGAGUGAUGAGAGUCAUCUUGUCCAAAUUUGAUGAUGCUAGCAAUGAGGAUGUGAGAAUUCUUCAUCGUCUUUUGCAGAUUCCGUUUCCCUCAGGCCGGGUCAUUCACAAGAGUCAUGGGAACUCUCCACUUCAUGCUGCCAUAUCAGAAAGCAAUAUUACUUUCUUGAAGAAUAUAUUACACGAAAAAGAGGGACUCAUGUAUUUUAGAGAUGAACACAGAAAUACUCCUCUUCAUUAUGCAGCAUACAUUGGUUAUGUGGAAGGUGUUCAUGAACUUCUAAACAAAUCUAAUCUUGUUGCAUUUCAACAAAACUCAAAUGGCGAUCUUCUGAUUCACAUUGCUUGCCAAAGUAGCCGUGUUCAGGUGGUUAAACAAGUGCUUCGCUUAGAAUGUCCUUAUACCAGAUUCUGGCUUAAUAAUAAAGGUCAAAACAUUCUACACAUUGCAGCAGAGAAUGGACAAAACAAAAUGUGUCGAGCAAGUAUGAUAUUAAGAACAACAGGUGUCCCCCUCAGAAAGGAUAUGUUGGGAGUACAAUGCGUAGCCAAUAUAGAAUGGAAUGUUAACUAUGCAGCCAACACACUCAUCCUUGGGGAUGUACUUAUAGCAAUAGUGACAUUCGCAGCUGGUUUCACAGUACCAAGUAGGGUUUACUCUUCUAAUGAUUCAAUACCUAAGAACAAAGGCAUAGUAGUGUUGGUUGAUAAAAAACUAUUCAAAUUCAUGGCUUUCAAUACGAUCUCCAUGUAUAGCUCCAUUUUCGGUUCUAUUGUUCUUCUAUGGAUGCAUCUGGGUGAUCGUCGUUACGCUAUACGAGCUUAUUUUCUUGCUAGGCUUUUUGCGCACUUGGCUCUUAGAACCAUGCCAGUGGCAUUUAUGGCUGCCAUAUAUUUGGUUAUUGGAUAUUUUCCUCUUGGAAAUCGCAUUCUGCUUCUUCGUCGGAUUGGAGAACUUAUUUUUUUGAUCGGUCUUAUUUUAUUUUAUGGACCUGUAGAUAGGCCUCAUGAAGUUCAUGAUGGCGAGCAAUUGUACCCGGCAUAUGGAGUUCUUGGUAGCGGUGAUCACCCCUAA
Molecule: messenger RNA, 1371 nt
Organism: Prosopis cineraria
Lineage: Eukaryota; Viridiplantae; Streptophyta; Magnoliopsida; Fabales; Fabaceae
Product: protein ACCELERATED CELL DEATH 6-like
Exons: 6
Coding region: 1-1371 (456 amino acids)
Cellular component (GO): plasma membrane
Molecular function (GO): protein phosphatase regulator activity; protein phosphatase 1 binding
Source: RefSeq, a predicted model, not a curated record